AUGGUCCAUGAUCUCACGGUGGUGGACGAGGACGUGCUAAACUGCGGCGUCUGCUUUCUCCCGCUGAAGCCACCCAUCUUCCAGUGCGCCGUGGGAUAUGCGUUGUGCUCGUCGUGCUCCGACGAGCUCAAGGAUGCCCGAAAGUGUCACCUGUGUGGUGUCGCCAUGCCCGGCGGCUACCAACGGUGCCACGUCUUGGAGCGGGUGGUGGACUCCAUCCGCAGCCCGUGUCCGCAUGCGGCCUACGGCUGCGAUGCGACGCCCGUGUAUCACGCCGGCGAGGAGCACCUCCGGCAGUGCCCGCAUGCGCCGUGCCACUGCCCCGCCGGCGACGGCUGUAGCUUCGUCGGCUCUGUAACGACGCUCGUCGAGCACCUCACGGCGGCGCACAGCUGGCCGUGCACUGCCGAGGACCGUCCCGGCUAUACCUUCGACGUCAACCUCCGUGAUGGCUUCAACUUCCUCACCGCGCGCCGUCCGCAGCAGUGCAAGUACUGUUGGCAAGAAUUGAUCACAAACACACGAGUAUGA
This is a messenger RNA of Sorghum bicolor (sorghum), 531 nucleotides long. Its product is annotated as putative E3 ubiquitin-protein ligase SINA-like 6. Gene Ontology annotation, molecular function: zinc ion binding; ubiquitin protein ligase activity. NCBI's taxonomy places the organism in Eukaryota, Viridiplantae, Streptophyta, Magnoliopsida, Poales, Poaceae. Bases 1 to 531 code for a protein of 176 amino acids. Gene Ontology annotation, cellular component: cytoplasm. The record is from RefSeq and is a predicted model, not a curated record. The transcript is spliced from 2 exons.